Messenger RNA from Trematomus bernacchii (emerald rockcod), 1442 nucleotides. RefSeq names its product matrix metalloproteinase-19-like. Gene Ontology annotation, biological process: collagen catabolic process; proteolysis; extracellular matrix organization. NCBI's taxonomy places the organism in Eukaryota, Metazoa, Chordata, Actinopteri, Perciformes, Nototheniidae. The record is from RefSeq and is a predicted model, not a curated record. The coding region runs from base 1 to 1389 and encodes 462 amino acids. Gene Ontology annotation, molecular function: zinc ion binding; metalloendopeptidase activity. Gene Ontology annotation, cellular component: extracellular matrix. The transcript has 9 exons.
AUGGGAAACAUGGAGUUCCUGCUGGAGCUGAUGGUGCUUCUGGUUCUGAUGACCACAGCUGCUUCUGGACUGAGAGCAGACGACUUCAGUGGAGCCGUGGUGUAUUUAAAGAAGUACGGCUACCUGAACGCCCCGCCGCCCAGUGAAGGAAGGCGCCCUCCGCCUCAGGAGAUGAAGGCCGCCCUGAGAGUGUUUCAGAAAGCCACUCAGCUGCAGGUUUCAGGCAGAGUGGACGCAGCGACGCUGAGGAUGAUGAGGAAACCUCGCUGUGGAGAGGAAGAUUCCUUCAGGUUCCACAGAUACAGAGUCCUGGGACACUGGCGUAAGAAGAUGCUGACGUACCGGAUCUUAAACUUCACCCCGCACCUCGGGCAGGGGAAGACUCGGCAGGCGAUCAGCGCUGCGUUCAGGUACUGGAGCGACGUCUCCCCGCUGAAGUUCAGAGAGACGCAGACAGGAAGGGCCGACAUCAAGAUCUCCUUCCACCGGAAAGACAAGAGCUGCCCCGUGCCCUUCGAUGGGAGAGGUCAAGUCCUGGCCCACGCCGACGCCCCCGAGUCGGGCAUGGUUCACUUCGACAGCGACGAGGUUUGGACGGAGGGCAAGAGCUCGGGGUCCAACCUGAGGAUCGUGGCUGCCCAUGAGGUCGGCCACGCUCUGGGUCUGGGUCACUCGCAGCACUACAGCGCUGUGAUGGGCCCGGUCUACAGCGGGUACCGGGCCCACUUCAAACUGCACCCCGACGACAUCCAGGGCAUCCAGGCUCUGUACGGGAAGCCGGAGAAGCCCCCUCCCAAAAAGAGUCCUUCGGCUCCAGGAGUCGCUCCGGACCCCUGUGGUUCUCCUGUGGAUGCUGUGAUGUUGGGCCCCCAGCAGAAGACCUUUGUGUUCAAGGGGGGGUUCGUGUGGACGGUCUCCAGAUCCGGCCUCGACCCCCCCCGCCUGACCUCUGACCUCUGGAGAGAGCUGCCGGGGGGGCUGAGUGCCGCCGUGACCUCACAGAGGAGCGGGAAGACAUACUUCCUCAAAGAGAAUAGAGUCUGGAGGUACUCGGGCUUCAAACUGGACCACGGCUUCCCCAGAAAGCUGUCCAACAUCCCGGCGAACAUCGACGCUGCCUUCUACCUCAGCAAGAGCAAGAAACUCAUCUUCAUCAAAGGCUCAGGAUACUGGCAGUGGGAUGAAACCAGCACCUCCGGCUUCUCCUCGUACCCCCGGCCGUUGUCCCAUCUGUUCCCCGGCGCUCCCGGCGCUCCCGACGCCGCCCUCGCCUCCUCCGACGGGAACAUCCUUCUAUUCAAAGGCUCGCAGGUCUGGAGCGUGAAGCUGCAGAAACGCGUGGAGAAACCUCGAAGCCUCGCAGCCGAUUGGCUGAAGUGUGACGACUGAAACACACCUCAUCACACACAGAGAGAGAUUUAUUAUAGAGAGGCGAAGUCACG